UGCGGCCGGGAAAGCCCCGCCGCAGACUUCCCCGCGGCAGGUCGCCCCGCGCGCAGCCCGGCCUCCGGGUGCCCGGUGGGGGUCGCUAACGGCUGCCGGCGGCGGCAGGGCGGCGCGAUGGCGGUGAAGCGCGCGGCCCGCGGAGGGACUCAUGGCCGCCGCCGGGCAACGGCCGACGCCAUGCGCGUGCUGGGCCUCCUCCUGCUCGGCCUCCUCCUCGUCCUGCUACAGGCGGCCCCGGCAGGUGGCAGUGGAGGGAGAUGCAGGAGAGCUAAAGGGUUAUUUUCCUCAAAAGCGAGCAGGGAAUACUGAGGAGAGGGGUGUUUCUCCUUUCUGCACGCCAGAGGAGCGGUGUGCCUGCGCGCUGGCAGUUCAGUGCUCAAGAAGUGCAGAGUCAAGAAGCAAUAGCUUAAAAAUAGUGGGAUCCGUCUUAUAUCCAGUGAAAGUUUAUGUCAAGCUGGAUCACAGCAGUCCACAUAUUUUAUGUGUUACAAAUCAUCUGCGAAACUCAGAAUUGAUUGAUCCAGUAUUCCGGUGGAAUGGACCAGGUGGUUAUCUUUCUUCAGAAAAUAGCAGUGUGGAAAUAUCACCAACGGGAACUUUAAUAUUGAGUCACUUCUCAUCUGACCUGAGUGGAGUUUACACUUGUUCCCUUGUUUAUAAGCUUAUAGCUGCACAACCUGAUAAAAGACUCACGAUAAAAUAUCUUAUUUAUGCUUAUUCUGAUCCUCAGUAUUACUAUGAACUGACAGUCCAGUAUCACGCAGCCCCCUGCAAUAGUUUUCAUAAUACUUCUUUCGGGAAUAUGUUGCUUCAGAUACUAAGGAAGCUUGUUGCUGACCUUUCAUGUGAGGUUACAUUAAUUAAGUCAGAAUGCCACCAUGUAAAAAUGCAGAAAGGAGGCCUACAGAAUGAAAUAUUCUUUACAUUUUCAGUUGCUUGCUUAGACACAGAAAACAACAGACUAUGUCCGCAAAGUGGUUGUGAUGCAUCUCAUAGAUUACACAAGGCAAAGCACCUCAUAGAGAGAUUUUUUAAGCAAGAGGUGGAAAUUAGGAAGAAAAGUUCUGAACCGUUGCCUGAAAUAUACUACGUUGAAGGUACACUGCAAAUGGUGUGGGUUGAUAGUUGCUAUCCAGGAUAUGGAGUGAGUGCUGUAAGGCAUCCAGACUGCCCAGAGUGUUGUGUUAUCUGCAGCCCAGGAUCAUACAAUCCUAGUAAUGGAAUUCACUGUCUUCAGUGCGACACCAGUUUGAGAUACGGAGCAACGAAUUGCUAACAGUAAAGGGACUGGCAAAGCUGCAAGAGCUCUCAUGCAUUUUAACCUGUAAUAUUAAUAAAUAUUUUUAUUUAAAUAUU
This is a messenger RNA of Numida meleagris (helmeted guineafowl), 1359 nucleotides long. It is a transcript of the gene ZPBP, whose product is annotated as zona pellucida binding protein. The transcript has 9 exons. Gene Ontology annotation, biological process: acrosome assembly; binding of sperm to zona pellucida. The coding region runs from base 152 to 1279 and encodes 375 amino acids. Gene Ontology annotation, cellular component: extracellular region; acrosomal vesicle; zona pellucida receptor complex. The record is from RefSeq and is a predicted model, not a curated record. Lineage: Eukaryota; Metazoa; Chordata; Aves; Galliformes; Numididae.